Molecule: messenger RNA, 1590 nt
Organism: Cuculus canorus (common cuckoo)
Lineage: Eukaryota; Metazoa; Chordata; Aves; Cuculiformes; Cuculidae
Gene: PPP1R17
Product: protein phosphatase 1 regulatory subunit 17
Exons: 5
Coding region: 565-1041 (158 amino acids)
Biological process (GO): regulation of phosphatase activity
Molecular function (GO): protein phosphatase inhibitor activity
Source: RefSeq, a predicted model, not a curated record
GACAGUGGCCAUUGCUUCUAGUGCUCAUGGUGCUGCUCUGCGCCCUGCUUCUUCACUCUACUUUUAUCCUCAGCUCUCCCCUGGGUCACAGACAGCAUCAGUCUUGCUCCCUCCCCUUGCCAUUUUCCCGUGCCUCUUGACACAGCAGCUGCAUCUUGCCUUUUGACUCUCUUCGCCGAAGCUUUCAGAUCCUUGCCUGCUUCUCUGAGAGCAGCAGCGCCGUCGGCUCUUAUUCGCCUGGCAGGAGAGAUGUCUUUGCCUUGAGGUGCUGCCGGUCUACCACGUCUUGUUCCCUCUUUUUCGGCCUCAGCAAGUUGCCGAAGAGGAAAGAGACAAGACUAAAACCUGCUGGUGGGGCAGGGGAGCUGUGAUGCUGGUCCCCAGCCUCCCGGAGGAAGCCUGAGCGCAGCGUUGCCAUAACGACAGCUCCUGCUGCUCCCUAGAUAAGGCGGGUAGGAACAUCAGUCGCGAUCCCAGCUCAGAAAAGUCCUGCUCCAGCAAGCCCCGACGCCGAAUCGCACCCUUCCCACCACUUCCUUCAAAAGGGGAGAAAAGGCCAUUUCAAUGAUGUCUACAGAAUGUGUUCAGCCACUUGAUAUCCCGGAAGACAGAUCAGACAAGCGAGAUUCACACUGUAACCAUUUAGAAGAUCUUUCAGAGCAGCUGAUUAAGAGCUGUGACCUCAAAAAGAAACCAAGAAAAGGUAAAACCAUCCCAGCUUCCCAAAACACUGAACAGGAGCAGAAAAAGCCAAGAAGAAAAGAUACACCAGCUUUGCACACCCCACCACCUUUAACAGGCAUUCUUUCAGACUUUUCUGAUAAUCUACUGAAAAAGUAUGGUAUCACAGAGAAGCCACAGAGAGAGAGAGUGACUCCAGGCUCUCAGAUCACUGAAAUGGAGCAGAAAAAGCCCAGGAGGAAAGAUACACCUGCAAUACACAUCCCACCCUUGAUAAUAGGCACUAAGCUGAUUACAGAAGAAAAGCAAACAGUGAUUAUGGAAGAUGAAGAAAAGGACGGAGACACAAUCCCCAGUUAAGAAUACAGUGAUCUUUCCAAUAAUGCAGUGUAAAUAAUUCUGGGUCAUUCAAAGUGGCAGCACAUAUCAAAACCAGUAAUUUUGUUUUUAUAUAUAAUUUUCUUAAGCAUGCACUUGAAUUUAAAUUAUCUUCAAGUGCUUAUCUACAUCUCACGAAAUUGCAGCAAGCACCAUAGGAGAUAAUGACAGAAAUUUCACUUACAAGUGGGACUGGAAGGACUCUCUUGGUUUGUUAAAAGCAGCUUCCCAGGAUUUUUGUCAAUGAGGAAUCCACCUCAGGUCAGAUCUAGCUUUGUGCAGCAUGGCGAUAAGGGUUAACACGAAGGGCAUCACCAGUCCAUUGCACCUAGGACUAGAUAUCAAGGCAGUUGGUAGCAUAGGGCUGUAAAACAUCAACUAUAAUUAUUCAAAUUGCAUUUUUCUCCUGACAAUUUGCCUUGUUCAUCCAGCUUUCCUCUGCUAUAAUAACACUGACUGCAGUAGGAAUUCCCAUCUGCAGAGCUGAUGGGAUAGAUGGAGAAAAUAGGAGGGCAGGAAUCAACUCUAGAG